Messenger RNA from Cucumis sativus (cucumber), 1275 nucleotides. Its product is annotated as transcription factor MYB111. Bases 242 to 1117 code for a protein of 291 amino acids. The record is from RefSeq and is a predicted model, not a curated record. The transcript has 3 exons. NCBI's taxonomy places the organism in Eukaryota, Viridiplantae, Streptophyta, Magnoliopsida, Cucurbitales, Cucurbitaceae.
CUUAUAGGAUCAUAGACUCAUAGCGUAGCCAUUUUCAUUGCUCAAGCUUAUUCGUACAGCGGUACUCCCAUCCCGUCUCUGCCAUUCACGAGUAUUUCCACUAUUCUACAGAGAGAAUUUAGAGAGAGAGAGUUCUUCCAUUAAUGUGGCUUGUGAAGGAAGGUGAAGGCGGAGUCUAUGUAAGGUGUUGAGAGAAAGUUUUGUCGUUCUCCAUUGAGUCAGUGUGUUUUUGUUUAAGAGAAUGGGGAGAACGCCGUGUUGUGAGAAGGAAGGACUUAGAAGAGGUCGUUGGACGGCGGAGGAAGACGAUAAACUCAAAAAGUAUAUCGAAGCGAACGGCGAAGGUUCGUGGAGAUCGUUGCCAAAGAAUGCUGGGCUGUUGAGGUGCGGAAAAAGUUGCAGGUUGAGAUGGAUUAAUUACUUGAGAACAGAUUUGAAGAGAGGAAAUAUCAGUCCUCAAGAAGACGAAACUAUUCUCAAAUUGCAUACGACUCUUGGAAAUCGGUGGUCAUUAAUUGCAGGACAUUUACCCGGACGAACAGAUAACGAAAUAAAAAACUACUGGAAUUCACAUUUGAGUAAGAAAAUCUACAGUGACACCAAAAAGGAUUCUCCCCAAAAACCAACAACUUCAAAGCGAGGUCGACCAAACAACAAACAACAAACUGUUAUAGCAAAGAAGAAGAAGAAGAAGACGAUACCAAGCGAAGAAAGUUGCCAAUCUAAUUCUAUACCUGAAACCACCACCACCAACAAGCCUAAAGAAGAAGAGGAAGAACAUGCUACCACCAGCAGCAGUUCAGAAAAGGAACCAAGUAAAAAUGACCAUAAUAAUAAGAAUUCAACAACAAAGGAUCCAAAAAUAGAGGAAGAACAUUGGGAUUUUACGACUGAUGAUGGCGAGAAACUAGAAAAGGAGGUGAUAAGUACAAUUAUAGAGAGUGGGGAAUGGUUUUAUUCUGCAUGGCCUUCUUCAAACUUUAAUAAUGAAUGGAUGAAUUGGGACUGGGAAAGUGAUGGGGUUUUAGGUCAGAAUGUACAAGAGCAGCCAUCGUCUUGGUUUUGGGCUAAUAAUAGUAAUGAUAAUAAUACUAAUGGAGGAGAAGAAUGUCGUUGAAAAAAGUUGGCUUUUUUUUUCCUUCUUAGGGAGGAAAUUUCUAUCGGCCGUUUACAGCCUAUAGAAAUUUGGUGAUUUACCAAAUUUGAUGUAAUAAGAUCUAUAUUAUAUAUACUGUACUGAGAAAUGAAUGGAAGUUUAUUUUUUCUACUUGAAAA